UCUUCCGCUGUCCCAAGAUGCUUCAGUGCAAGCACACGUUCUGCCUCGAGUGCCUGGCUCGCAUCAACGUCAAGGCAGCUCAGCCCAACGCCAUCCAGUGCCCGCUGUGCCGCGGCUUCACGCCCCUCCCCGACCUCGGCCUGCCCAAGCUGACCACCGACUCGGAUGUGCUGUCUUACCUGCCGGCCGCCAUGCAGCGAGUCUACAGCAUCCGCUUCCUCCGAAACAAAGGGAAGCUGCAGGUGAAAAGGGCGGCUGACAAUCAUCGCCGUUGGGGUCAGAGGUCAGUGAACCGCUCUCUGGACGUGGGGCUUCCCAGCCCUCCUGCUGUGGAGCGCAGCGGCGAGCAGUCGGGCGGGCUCGUUGAAGCUCUGUUCAGACUGACGGGUCGGCCCGUGUGCCGAGCCUUCCUCCUGACGUCGGUGUUGAUGAUGAUGGGGCUGCUGACUGGCAUCAUCAUCUUCCUCUUAACCAUGCAAAAAGUCAAGGAGUGACAUCACUUCCUGUCUUUCUCCAACUGAAGGUAGGGUCUGAAUCCAUUUAACGAGCAACAUCUGUUUCACUGCUGCGGCUUAAAGACAAGAACAGAUCCAGAUGUGAAAUAAAAACCAGCGUUCAGGCUUUAAACUCUGUGACAUCAGACAUGGAGAGGAAGAGCCGCUCUGAAAUCAACACUCUGAGAAUCACGAUGACUUUAACCUGCUUCAUGACAUCUAACUCAAAGAUACAAACACGUCGUGUCGAGGUUUGAAAAUAUGAACUUUGAACUUGUUUUUUAUCCCUUCAAAUUGAGAUUUCAGACAGGGACAAAGUAUCCUGAAAACUGAGAAGAAAUGGACUUUAAAAUUCUCUGCAGGUCUCAUCUUGAACUCAAAGCCUCAAAUGAUCAGCGAGCGGUUGACAGCAGAGCUUCCUGUUCAGUUUUAUUGUUCAGAGUGAGAGCAGUGGACAUAACAGCACUUACAAUUCUUCCUAAAUGUUCUUUAAUUUCCUGCAGGUCCUUCUUAGUUCUGACAGCUUUCAGCACAAAACUAAUCAGUCAGAGGUUACAUUUUAAAUUCAGUGAUGUUCAUGUUUCUGUAAAAAAAAAAAAAAAAA
Messenger RNA from Labrus bergylta (ballan wrasse), 1098 nucleotides. RefSeq names its product RING finger protein 225. Gene Ontology annotation, molecular function: ubiquitin protein ligase activity. The record is from RefSeq and is a predicted model, not a curated record. Gene Ontology annotation, biological process: protein ubiquitination. Lineage: Eukaryota; Metazoa; Chordata; Actinopteri; Labriformes; Labridae.